Molecule: messenger RNA, 3826 nt
Organism: Eptesicus fuscus (big brown bat)
Lineage: Eukaryota; Metazoa; Chordata; Mammalia; Chiroptera; Vespertilionidae
Gene: TM7SF3
Product: transmembrane 7 superfamily member 3
Exons: 12
Coding region: 229-1941 (570 amino acids)
Source: RefSeq, a predicted model, not a curated record
GUGCCCGGCGGCGGAGGCCCAGCGCCUUAAGAGAGAACCGCUGGCUGCGGCGGGGGAGUGCGGCCGUGGUUGCCGGCCAGCCCCGCGGCCCUGGCUGGUGUGCAGCGCGAGCACCUGGCGGGCGAUGGCGCCGAGCGCGAGCGCCCCGGGGUAGCGAGGGCGAGGCCCCGGGGCCCCGAGCGCGCCGCUCCCCGACCUUGGCGCUGGCUCCGCCGGGCCCGGGCAGCUAUGGGGCUCCUUCGGCUGAUGGCGCUGGCGGCGCUGGCAUCGCAGCCCGGGGUGGCUGGUGGCGCCGAGACCGUCGGGAACUCCAGCGUGGGUCUUAUUGAAUUUUCUGUGGGGAAAUUUAGAUACUUCAAGCUCAACAGACCCUUUCCAGAGGAAGCUAUUUUGCGUAAUAUUUCCAGCAAUGCGACUUUUCUUAUUUUCCAAAUACACUCACAGUAUCAGAAUACAACCAUUUCUUUUUCUAAGACGCUCCUUCCCAGUACCUCGGGAACAGGCACUGACAAAGGACUGGUUUUCAUUCUUAGACCAGAGCAAAGUAUGUGCUCUUGGUAUUUGGAGACUUUAGACGCUGAGCCUGUCCAAAAUAUGGCCAUUCCACUCUCCUACUCAGAAAGAGAUCCUAUUCCUGGAGGCUGUAAUUUAGAGUUUGAUUUAGAUGUUGACCCCAACAUUUACUUGGAGUAUGAUUUCUUUGAAACAACUAUCAAAUUUGCCCCAGCAAACCUAGGCUAUGCAAGAGGCACAGAUUCUCCGCCAUGUGACACCAAGAUGGGGAAGGAUUCUAGGUGGAGGUUGCAGUAUGACGUCUAUCAGUAUUUUCUGCCAGAAAAUGACCUCACUGAGGAGGGGUUGCUGAAGCAUCUGCAGAGGAUGGCCGAAGUGCCUCAGGUGAUGGCCAGUGCUAUUAAGGUGGUUACUCUAACAGCUAAUGAUAAGACAAGUGUUUCCUUCUCCUCCCUCCGGGGACAAGGCGUCAUUUAUAAUGUCAUUGUUUGGGACCCAAUUCUCAAUACAUCUGCUGCUUAUGUUCCUGCUCACACAUAUGCUUGCAGCUUUGACGCAAUGGAGGGUAAUUGUUCUUCUCUUGGAAGAGUAUCUACCAAAGUGUUUUUCACUCUUUUUGCCCUGCUUGGUCUCUUCAUUUGUUUCUUCGGACACAGAUUCUGGAAAACAGAAUUAUUCUUCAUAGGCUUUAUCUUCAUGGGAUUCUUCUUUUAUAUACUGAUUACCAGACUGACACCCAUUAAGUAUGAUGUUCGUCUGGUUCUGACAGCCAUCGCCGGAAGUCUUGGUGGGAUUUUCUUGGUUGCUGCUUGGUGGCGAUUUGGCAUCCUCACGCUCUGCAUGCUGUGUGUUGGACUAGUGCUGGGCUUCCUCGUCUCUUCAGUGACUUUCUUCACUCCGUUAGGAAACCUAACAGUAUUUAGUAAUGAUGCUGUGUUCUGGGUGACCUUCUCUUGUAUAGUUGUUCUCAUUCCAGUAAUUUUCAUGGGCUGCCAAAGAAUACUGAACAUCCUGACUUGUGGAUUCAUUGGCUCCUAUUCGGUGGUCUUGGCCGUUGACAGUUACAUGUAUACAAGUCUUUCUUACAUCGCUUUGAAUGUACUCAAGAGAGCACUCAACCCUCAUUUCCGCAGAGCUUUCACAAAUGUGCCUUUUCAAACUAAUGACUUUAUUAUCCUGGCAGUAUGGGGUAUGCUGGCUGUAAGUGGAAUUACGUUGCAGAUUCGGAGAGAAAGAGGGCGACCGUGUUUUCCUCCCCACCCGUACAAGUUAUGGAAACGAGAGAGGGAACGCAGAGUGACCAACAUUCUGGAUCCCAGCUACCACAUCCCUCCAUUGCGAGAGAGGCUCUAUGGCCGAUUAACCCAGAUCAGAGAGCUCUUCCAGAAGGAGCAGCCAGCUGGAGAGAGAACACCCCUGCUGCUGUAGAUGCCAAAGGGCUUGGUCAGUGUGAUCCCGAAGAAUACAGGCACUGCCUCAGCUUUGGAGUUUGUGCCCAGCCUGCUUCAGCAAUCUCCAGUGCAAGUCUAGUAAGGAAACAGGCUUGUGUAUCUAUGUGCACUGAUGUCCUUACUGAUGCAUGGUAAGGACGUGCCAAGGAGAUUAUGAUCAUUCUAAGUGAUGAAAAAGAUGACCAAAAAAGUGGUGAUGGGGCAGCUUUUCCUUAUUCCAAAAUACUUGAGAAAUUACCUCUUCGUUUACAUGAUCAACUUGUUCCAUUAAAUAGAUACACACACAUAUACACAAAUUAAAAAACUGAUUCUCCUGUAAAGCCCUGGUGUUUUCUUUUCACAAGUCCUUGAUAAUUUCUCACACUUUAGUCCGUCUAAACCUGGGGGGGCAGGGGCACAGUGGGUGGUUUAAGUGUUAGACUGGUUUUUUUUUUUUUUUGCUACUGUUUAGAUUUAGGGAUUUGAUACUGGGUCUUUGAACUUCUGAGUACAAAAGAAGAACUAACUUAAAAUUAGUCUGAUUACUUAAUUGCAUCUUUCGUAGUAUCAUAUAGUAACAAAAGGUGUCUGUCAUUCUUUUGCUUAUUAUUGUGAUAAAAAACACAUUUACCAUAUCAUUUUAAAUGUAUAGUUUAGUAGAUCCCGUUGUUUUUGCUUUUCUGUUUAAAAUGGUAAUUUAAAUAGCUAAAUUAUUUCAAUUUAAAAAUAGAUCAAAUUUAUAUAGCUAACAGAACUUUUAUAUGGGUGAUUAAUUUAUAUUCCAAAUAAUGGCCUAUUUUUUUUCUGGCCCUUUGAAAGAGUAUUGAUAGCUGAUCUCUAAUUUAAACCAUAUUAAGUGACAUGAAUUUUUGUUUCGUUAAUCUUUACCUGCAUUUUGUAGUUCUGCUAAGUAAGUUAUUAGCAUUGAUGUAAAAUACAAUUUCAAAAAAUCUCUAUAUGAAGCCCUUUGUACCAUCUGUGUUUUAAAGUGAUGAGGAAGUCAAAGCACUCAGUGUUUAAUGGAGCUACUUUUGAAGUAGAGGCCUGGCAUUUGUAAGGGAAGUCCCUUCAGUUUUAACCAUUUUUUUUUUUCUUUUCAUCAUGAGACUGUAACCUGGGUGCCCUGGGCUGCAUACCUGUGCCUCAUGGCCUUUUAACUGUCAGAGCCUCUGCCACCGGCUCUGCCUGGGACUCUUGACAUGCCUGAGUGACAGGGUGGUUGUAUGCACAUUUGUGAGUUAACCACCAUUUGAAAUGCUGCUUUAAAGAGAUUUUUCAAAGCACAAUAGAUUUUUGAAAUUUCGGAUAGCUGGAAAAUUUUCAACUUUUACUUUUGAAAGUGUCUUGGAAAUGAUUUAUUCUGUAAUCCACACUAUUUAUAUAACUGCAGUAACACUUAAACUUGAAGGAUUUUUUUUUUUUUUAUAAUUCACUGGAGGGAUUCUGACUUCUGCCAUAUCUUGGUACAUUCUACGAAAUGUUUUUCAGCUAUUUUCUAUACCAGUGGUCGGCAAACCAUGGCUCGUGAGCCACAUGCGGCUCUUUGGCCCCUUGAGUGUUCUAACGUCACUUCUUCAAAAUAGACCCGCCCAGGCUGAAAACCGACUUCUGCGCAUGGGCCACGAAGUUUCAAUCGCACUGUCUGUGCGCGCCCGCACAUGGUAUUUUGUGGAAGAGCCAUACUCAAGGGGCCAAAGAGCCGCAUGUGGCUCGCGAGCCGCGGUUUGCCGACCACUGUUCUAUACCAUCAAAACGCACUGCCAGUGAAGAUUUUAAAGACACAAUACACUUUUUUGGAGGGGGAUACAAAUUGUUAAAAUUUAUGUUAAUUUGUAAUAAAAAGCUCGUUUGUACAAUUUUUUUAUAAUAAAUUCCUAUUUUGA